UCUUAAAGUCAAAACAAGACAUGCUUCAGCUUCCUCCUCACAAGCUGGUUCAAGAUGUCAUUACAAGGUGGAACUCCAGCUAUGACAUGAUCACACGCUAUUUAGAGCAACAAGCUGCUGUCUAUUCUGCACUUGCAGAAAAAGACAUAAAAAAAAAUGCCAAAGACCUUAUCACCCUCUCUGAUCAAGAUGUGACUGUUCUGGAAGAUGUAUGUCAGGUACUGAAGCCCCUGAAAACAGUCACAACCUUGAUGAGUUCCGAACAGCAGCCUACUGUGUCUAUGAUCAUGCCCCUACAACACACCAUCCUUACAUCUAUGAAACACAGUGACACAGAUUCAACAAUUGUAAAGGAUGUUAAAUCUGCUAUAGAGGCAAACUUUGAAGAGAGGUAUUCAGACCCAAGACUUCAACAGUUCCUGAAUGAGAGCACUGCCUUGGAUCCUAGGUUUAAGACUUUACCCCACCUGGAUGACAAAUCUCGGAAUGAGAUCUUUAAUUGUCUGGAGGAGAAAAUUUUGCAAGAGCACCCCACACAGUCUCAUGCCUCAGGAGAAGGGUCCAGCCAAAACUCUGCAGAGGAUCAAGAAACUGUAGCAACCAGCAGAGGCAGCCCCCCAGCAAAGAGAACAGCACUCAGUGAACUGUUUGGUGAUUUUUUCAGCACAGCCUCCACUGCAUCAUCAUCAGCAACCAAACCAUGGCCUGAUGUUGUGAAAGACGAGAUUCAGCUAUACAAAAUGGCUAAAGUAAUUUCUGUGGAUUCAAAUCCACUGAAAUGGUGGAAAGAUAAUGAGCACCAGUACCCACAUUUGUCCAAGCUUGCCAAACAUUAUCUUGCUGUACAAGCAACAAGUGUGGCAAGUGAGAGAGUGUUCUCAACAGCAGGGGACAUUGUGACAGCUCAAAGAGCAGCCCUCUCUCCAGAGAAUGUGGACAUUCUCAUUUUCUUAAAGAAGAACAUGAAAAUAUAAAAAAAAUCACAGUUGUCGUCUGCCCAUAGAAAUGUAAAUAGUUAAUAUUUUAGCAAUAUUUUAGU
This is a messenger RNA of Cyprinus carpio (common carp), 1039 nucleotides long. Its product is annotated as E3 SUMO-protein ligase ZBED1-like. NCBI's taxonomy places the organism in Eukaryota, Metazoa, Chordata, Actinopteri, Cypriniformes, Cyprinidae. The record is from RefSeq and is a predicted model, not a curated record. Gene Ontology annotation, molecular function: protein dimerization activity.